Messenger RNA from Alternaria viburni, 780 nucleotides. RefSeq lists its product as uncharacterized. The transcript has 2 exons. The coding region runs from base 1 to 780 and encodes 259 amino acids. Lineage: Eukaryota; Fungi; Ascomycota; Dothideomycetes; Pleosporales; Pleosporaceae. The record is from RefSeq and is a predicted model, not a curated record.
AUGAUGGCGCGCAUUCUCAUCACAGGCUCUUCCGACGGUCUCGGAUCGGCCGUCGCCCAGCGUCUCGUUGCAAAUGGACACUCCGUUGUCCUCCACGCGCGCAACGCCCAACGCGCAAAAGACGCCACAACAGCAUGCCCAGGAGCCGACACAGUUAUAACAGGCGACCUAUCCAGCCUAUCCGAAACCAAAAACAUGGCCAACGAAGUCAACAAGCUGGGAGCCUUCGACUGCGUAAUCCACAACGCCGGCCUAUACCAAGGCCCAUUCCGCAAGACGCACGAAGGGAUUCCCGCCUUAGCAGCCGUCAACACCGUCGCGCCAUAUGUACUCACCGCACUAAUCACGCGUCCCAAGCGCCUGAUAUUCCUCUCUUCGGAGAUGCAUCAAUCGGGUUCACCUAGUUUAGACGAUGUUCUCUGGCAGAAGCGUGGCGAAAGCGGAUACAGCGCGAAUGCGGCUUACUGCGCGAGCAAGCUGCACAAUGUCUUGCUUGCCAAGGCUUUCGCUCGCAGAUGGCCGGAUGUGAAGAGCAAUGCGUUGGAUCCGGGUUGGGUGGCUACCAAGAUGGGUGGCAGUUCGGCGCCGGGGAGCGUGGAUGCGGCGGUCGAGAGCUAUGUUAUGCUUGCUGAGGGGGAGGAGGAGAAGGCGAAGAAGAGUGGGUGUUAUUUCCAUCCGAGUAAACGGGAGGGUACGCCGCAUAAGGCGACGGAAGAUGAGAAGGCUCAGGACAAGCUGCUGGAGAUUUGCGCUGAGUUCUCUGGUGUGAAGCUCUCAUAA